This is a messenger RNA of Cicer arietinum (chickpea), 1766 nucleotides long. RefSeq names its product cytochrome P450 76T24. Lineage: Eukaryota; Viridiplantae; Streptophyta; Magnoliopsida; Fabales; Fabaceae. Gene Ontology annotation, molecular function: heme binding; iron ion binding; monooxygenase activity. The record is from RefSeq and is a predicted model, not a curated record.
AGAUUCAUGCAUAUGAGCGACUCUAGGGAAGAAAAAGAAACCAAUAAUGGACUACACAACACUUAUGCUACUGAUAUCCAUUAUGUGGACAAUAAUUUUCUUCUUCCUCACAAGCCAUAGAACCAAAACCUCAAAAUCAUCCAAGCUUCCACCAGGUCCGCACCCUUAUCCUAUCAUUGGAAACAUCUUAGAGUUAGUUGGCACAAACCCUUUAGAUGCAUUCACUAAACUUUCAAAAAUUUAUGGACCUGUAAUGACUCUAAAAUUGGGAACAUCAACCACCAUAGUGAUUUCAUCUCCACAAAUAGCGAAAGAAGCACUUGAAACAAAUGACAUAGUUUUUUCAAGCAGGACAGUCCCAGAUGCUGCAAAGACACUUGGUCAUGACAAAGUUUCACUUGUAUGGAUGCCUCCAUCACCCAAAUGGAGGAGUCUUAGAAGAGCUUGUGCCACAAAAAUAUUCUCCCCUCAACAACUUGACUCAACACAAUUUCAUCGAAAGAGAAAGGUUCAAGACUUGCUUAAUUAUGUGCAAAAGUGUUGUGAGAAAGGUGAAGCCUUGGAUUUUGGUGAGGUUGUUCUUGCAACAGUAAUGAAUUCCAUAUCAGAAACUUUCAUCUCAAUGGAUUUGUUUCAUUACUGUGAUCCUAGUAAUGAUGAUGAUAAUAAGAAAUCAAGGGAGUUUAAGGAAAUGGUGUUUGGUAUUAUGGAAGAAGUUGGAAGGCCUAAUGUUGUAGAUUUUUUCCCUUUUUUAAAAUUGUUUGACCCACAAGGUGUUAGAACAAGGAUGAGAAAUCACUUUGAGAAGUUGCUUGCUUUUUUUUAUGAGGUGAUGAAAGAAAGAAUGCGUUUAAGAGCUUCUGGUGAAUCUAAGGAAUACAAAGAUGUGUUGGAUUCCUUUCUGGAUCUUCUCAACGAAGAGAAUUCCCAAUUGUGUCGUCAUGAUGUCUUACACUUAUUUACGGAUUUAUUUGUUGCUGGAAUAGACACAACAUCAACCACAAUGGAAUGGGCAAUGGCAGAGUUGUUACAUAACCCAAGUAAAUUGGCAAGGCUUAGAAAGGAGCUUGAACAAAUACAUGGAAAAUUUGGACAAAUUGAAGAGUCUGAUGCAUCAAAGUUGCCUUACCUAAGGGCAGUGGUGAAAGAAAUAUUACGGCUUCACCCAUCAGUUCCAUUUUUAGUACCCCACAAAUCAAAGGACGAUGGGGAAUUAGGUGGCUUCAUGGUACCCAAAAAUGCACAAAUUCUAGUAAAUGUUUGGUCAAUUGGAAGAAAUUCAAGCAUUUGGGAUAACCCAAAUUCAUUUGAACCUGAAAGAUUUUUGGAGAGUGAAAUUGAUUUCAAAGGUAGAGAUUUUGAACUUGUUCCGUUUGGUGCUGGUAGAAGAAUUUGCCCUGGAUUACCUUUGGCUUCUCGGUCCAUUCACUACAUAAUGGCUUCUCUUUUGCAUCACUUUAACUUUAAGCUUGCUGAUGAUCUAAAACCUGAUGAUAUGGAUAUGAGUCAUAAGUUUGGAGUUACAUUACAUAAAGCUCAACCUCUUCGAGUUGUACCAAUCAAAGCUUAGAUGGUAAUAUCUAAGAUUCAAUCAAGAGAUAUUUUAGAAUAAUGUUAAAUAAGUUUUUAAUAUAAAAACAUUUAGAAAUUUCGUUUUUAAUCCUUUAAAAAACUUUAAUGAUGUGAUCAGGUUCUACAAUGAGAUUUUCUUCUAUUAUGUGUUGGUAAGACUCUUCGUUCUUGUUCAGCAUAAUUUUUUUUAUCAA